AUGGACAAAGGUCGCGGCGUCAAGAACCGCGCCAUCGCCCCCUCCAACAGGACUCUCCGGUUCAUGACAUGGCGGACAUCAUCAUCUGGGACAGCAGCGCCCCUGACUCCUCGGACCGGUCCCAUAAGCCUCCCCAACGAAACCCUGAUUUUCAUUGACAAUUUUCCGAGGCGAAAGAAUUAUGCAAAGAAGUCCUCCUCUGGUGCCUCCUACGUCGGCCGAAACGACCUGCUCAACUACUUGCUGGACCGGCAAUGCGGCACGCGACGAAAGAAAGCCAAGCUGAGCCUGCAGAUAACUGACGACGACCUGGAUUGGAACUUGUCCCAUGCUUGGUUUGACCCACCUGCUCGUUACGCCACUUCGGUGUCAGCCGAGGGUCCGGAAGCCAACGACAGACAGUACUGGUACUGGGUUUCAAUACGUGUUGCCGCCAUGCGUAGGAACAACGAAGCACUCCGGAUGCUUCUUGACAAUGGAGCGAACAUUGAUGCCCAGUGUUCCGGCCUGUGUGACUGUGCGGCACCAACGAUGGACGGCGAGACCGCUUGGAAGUCUCUCUCGGGCCUCAACAGAAUCGCUCAGUGUGGACAGCUUGCAUGUGGCCAUGUGCUCGGGAAACGAGGAGGCCGUUCGCCUGCUCGUUUCCCGGGGCGCUCCAUUGAGGUGGGCAGCUUGAGCGCGUUCAUUUAUGCGGCAACCGGAGGACAUAUCCGAACUGUGGGCAAGCUCUUGCUGGAGAAUGGCGCCACAUUCCACUACUAUGAAGUCUUGACUAUCACUUCCCUGGCCUGGGGCGGGGCCAGCAUCCUCAAAUUUAAUCCGCUUCGACAAUUGUGCACGAUGUACAGAGAGCAGCAAGAUCAGUGGUACGCCUUGAUUGACGAGAUUGACUGGAACGAACGCAUCGCGAUCCGUGAGAAAGCCAUCACACGAUCUCAGCGCCAGAGGCUGUUGCUCGCCGAAACUGUCCUUAGAUUAGGCGCCGAUCCCAACCAGCGAGAGAGAGUUCAUCAUGCUUGCAGCGCAGUCAGGCUCCACAGAGAUGGCCCAACUGAUCAUCAAAGCCGGGCCCAGAGCGAUAGGAUAGUCAGCCUCAUCGAGAACGGAUACUCCUUUGACAAGCCGGCGAAAGAGCUGCCCCUGAAGUACGCAAUUCUCAACGCGCUCAAACGCGCCCGUUUCGGCGAGACCGAUCUCAGCACUGUGCAAGCCCUCCUCGAAGCUGGUUGUUCGUUAGCCGACAGAGACUCCCAGUCAAUUUUGACGACCAUCCAGUUCAUCAGAAGUUACUUUGACCCUCCUUCACCACAUUACGACGCGGCCCAUCUCCGGCUUCGCAUGGUCGACGCACUGGACAUGGUCCGGCGGGCCAUCUUCGGCACUGUGUUCCGGCAUCGAGAGGGGACGUCCGAGCACCUCGAGCUUUUAUCCUGGGCUCUGCGAAGUGUGAAGCGCGGGGAAGAACAGGAUGCUGACAUCGUGAAGAAGUUUGUCAAAAUGAAGAUGCGGAAACGCCCAUACCAGUCCCGGAGAAAAGCGAGAGGAAAGCCCAGAGCUAAGGAAUGGUUUUUGGGCAGAGUCGUCUGA
Messenger RNA from Parathielavia appendiculata, 1590 nucleotides. RefSeq lists its product as uncharacterized. The record is from RefSeq and is a predicted model, not a curated record. Bases 1 to 1590 code for a protein of 529 amino acids. NCBI's taxonomy places the organism in Eukaryota, Fungi, Ascomycota, Sordariomycetes, Sordariales, Chaetomiaceae. The transcript is spliced from 9 exons.